AUAAGUGUGCUGCUAAUUGCAAUCGACUCUAUAUCACGGAUGAAUCUUAAACGGAGUAUGCCAAAAACUGCCAAGUACCUACAUGAUAAUCACUGGAUCGAAUUACGAGGAUAUAAUAAAAUAGGCGAAUCAACAUACCCAAAUGAAGUAGCAUUAUUAACUGGGCUACCGCCAUCUGACAAAACUUGUAAUCCAUUGUCCAGACAUGGACUGAAUGAGUGCCCGUUUAUUUGGAAAAACUUUUCCUCGAAAGGUUAUAUCACUGCUUUUGGUGAAGAUAAUCCAUCAAUAAAUACUUUUAAUUAUAAUAAACAAGGAUUUUAUAAUCAACCAACUGAUUAUUACAUGAGGCCCUUUUUCUUGGGUAUGAGAUCACAUAUGGCAGCAAGUGGUAUUAAAGAUUUUUUCUGUACGGGUCCUGUUGAGGCUGCUCGACGUAUUUAUGACUAUGCCUUAAAUUUUACAUCAAAAUUUAGGUAUGAUCCAUAUUUUGCUUUGUUCUGGACAAACUCAUUCAGUCAUGAAAUAGCUGGGUUGCCUCUUACAAUGGACAUUGAAACUUUGACAUUUUUAGACGAUUUGAAAGAAAAUGGAGCCCAAAAUUCAUCUGUGAUAUUUUUCUUUAGCGAUCAUGGAAUUCGGCGUGGUGAAAGCUUUAAAUCGUAUACUGGAUAUUACGAAUUGCGGCUGCCUUUUUUCUUCGCAUCUUUUCCUCCGUGGUUUAAAGAGAUGUAUCCAAAAUUAAUGAAGGAUUUUAGAAUUAAUGCGAAUCGUUUGACAACUCCUUAUGACGUAUAUUCCACACUUCUGCAUUUGUUAACGAUUAAUGAAGAUAAAAGAUCAAUGCGGAGCGCAAAAUGUUGUUCAGAAAGUAAUAGUUUGCUUGAGCCAAUAGAUUCUUCCCGAACUUGCAAAGAAGCCCGCAUAGAACCUCAAUGGUGCACUUGCGGAGAAUUUUUAGAACACGAUGACAAUGGUUUAGUGCUUAAGGAGAUGGCCCUCUCAGCUGUUGAUCAUUUGAACGAGUUUGGUCAAAGCAAAAAUAUAACACUCCAUCGAGUUUUGUUUGGACGAUCUACUGAUGGUACUCUAUCAAAUACAUUUGAAAAUGUUAUUGUCUUUGAAACUACUCCGGGAUAUAAACGUUAUGAAGCAAUUGUAUCCAGAAAUAAACAUGAUAAAUUUAAUAUCGUUGAUAAAAUUAGACCACUGAUUGCAGAGGAAUAA
Messenger RNA from Ctenocephalides felis (cat flea), 1227 nucleotides. RefSeq lists its product as uncharacterized. The record is from RefSeq and is a predicted model, not a curated record. The transcript is spliced from 6 exons. Lineage: Eukaryota; Metazoa; Arthropoda; Insecta; Siphonaptera; Pulicidae. Bases 40 to 1227 code for a protein of 395 amino acids.